AUGGCACCAAAGGAAUGGAGUAACUUCCAUGUGGGAAGAGAAUGUAGCCACCAAAAGUGGUCCCGUCGAAACACCCCCAAGUUCACCAUCUCCUCCGGCGAGACUGUCUCUUUCGAUGCUAUUGACAGUAGCAAUGGCCAGCUCGACACGUCAUCCAAGGCCUCAGCCAUCAAGACGUUGGAUCUCGGCCUAGCCAAUCCCGUCUUCGGCCCAAUCUAUAUGAACGACGCCCAACCCGGCGAUGUGCUCAAAGUGGAAGUCCUGGACCUUCAGGUUGCUGACUGGGGCUGGUCCGCCAUCAUCCCAGGCUUCGGUCUGCUGGCAGACGAAUUCCCAGAGCCCGAGAUCAAGAUCUGGGAGCUGAACCGCGAAGCAGGCUUCGCUCAAUUCAAACACAUGCGGAUCCCCUUGCGUCCCUUCCUCGGAUGCAUGGGUCUGGCCCCAGCCAAUGACGAAGAACUCUCGACCGUCCCGCCCACAAACGCCGGCGGAAAUAUGGACUGCCGGGAGCUCAGCGUCGGCUCCACCGUCUUCCUUCCUGUUCAAACUACCGGCGCCCUCUUCAGCUGCGGUGACGGUCACGCUGCGCAGGGCCACGGCGAGGUCUGCGGAACCGCCAUCGAAACCCCGAUUCGCGCUACCCUCCGCUUCGAGCUCCUCAAGAACCAACCCUGGAUGACUGCUCCCCAAUUCCAGACUCCCCCCGCGCCCAAAUACCAAACCCUCUCCCCGACCUUGGAACCUACGGUGCUCUCGUGGUUGGUGCAGACUAAGGGUCUCACUCGCAGCGAGGCAUACAUUCUUGCUAGUGUUGCUGGUGACUUGCAUAUUGCUGAAGUGGUCAACGUGCCCAAUUUUGAGGUGGCUAUGACACUGCCCUUAGGCAUCUUCUCUUAA
Molecule: messenger RNA, 897 nt
Organism: Penicillium samsonianum
Lineage: Eukaryota; Fungi; Ascomycota; Eurotiomycetes; Eurotiales; Aspergillaceae
Product: acetamidase/formamidase family protein
Exons: 2
Coding region: 1-897 (298 amino acids)
Molecular function (GO): hydrolase activity, acting on carbon-nitrogen (but not peptide) bonds, in linear amides
Source: RefSeq, a predicted model, not a curated record